Messenger RNA from Lotus japonicus, 1596 nucleotides. Its product is annotated as metal tolerance protein 1-like. Gene Ontology annotation, biological process: zinc ion transmembrane transport. Gene Ontology annotation, molecular function: zinc ion transmembrane transporter activity. The coding region runs from base 136 to 1443 and encodes 435 amino acids. The transcript is spliced from 2 exons. Gene Ontology annotation, cellular component: vacuole; plasma membrane. NCBI's taxonomy places the organism in Eukaryota, Viridiplantae, Streptophyta, Magnoliopsida, Fabales, Fabaceae. The record is from RefSeq and is a predicted model, not a curated record.
CAAGACAAAUGAUGCAUAUGAUCAAAUUUAGGAAAGUUGUUGUGGAACCUAAGCAUAGCCAGCCAACGUCACGUCUCCUCAUUUCUCAUGCACUUCACAUGACUCCUCUCUUUUCUAGUGCUGCUCAAAACUGAAAUGUGUGAGCAUUAUUCUAUCCCUUCUUGUUUCUGCCUUUUUCUCUUUCUGGGUUUUCAUAAAAAUUAUUACUUCACUCUUCCAUACAGAGUUCUCUUUCGUGAGAGGUGUCAAUUUCCCCCCUUCAUUUCUGAUUGUGUUUUGAAGAUGCAAGCCGAAGCACAAAGCCAAAAGGAAGCACAAAGCUCUCACCGUGCGCAUAACAUCGAAAUCAGUGGAGAUCUUCCUGGUGCUAGAAGGAACAUUUGUGGGGAAGCACCAUGUGGGUUCUCGAAUGCUGGAUCCAUCUCCAAGGAAUCAGAAGAACGGUCAACUUCCAUGCGGAAGCUUUUGAUGGCAGUGGUCCUCUGUGUUAUUUUCAUGAGUGUUGAGGUAGUCGGUGGCAUCAAGGCUAAUAGCCUUGCGAUUUUGACUGAUGCAGCCCAUUUGCUUUCAGAUGUUGCAGCAUUUUCCAUCUCCUUGUUUUCAUUAUGGGCUGCAGGGUGGGAUGCCAAUCCUCGCCAAUCAUAUGGAUUUUUCAGAAUAGAGAUUUUGGGUGCUUUGGUUUCUAUUCAGCUAAUAUGGUUGCUUGCUGGGAUUCUGGUGUAUGAAGCCAUUGAAAGAAUUCUUGCUGGGACUCAUCAUGUGGAUGGCUUUUUAAUGUUUGUGGUUGCUGCAUUUGGUCUACUGGUUAACAUCAUUAUGGCGCUGUUAUUGGGUCAUGAUCAUGGCCAUGGACAUAACGAUCAUGGCCACCACAACCAUGAAUUUCAAGUGUCUACUCAUCAUCAUCAUGUUCAUGAUCAACAUCAUAACGAUCACACUCACCAUCAUGCUCCUGAGGAGGUUGCUAAACCACUUCUUGGUGGAUCAAAAGAGAAGAAAAAGAGAUGGAAUAUAAAUGUACAAGGGGCUUAUCUCCAUGUUCUUGGUGACUCUAUCCAAAGUGUUGGGGUGAUGAUUGGGGGAGCAAUCAUAUGGUAUAAACCUGAGUGGAUUUUAGUUGAUUUAAUUUGCACAUUAAUCUUUUCUGUAAUAGUGUUGGUGACAACUAUUAAUAUGCUGAGAAACAUAUUGGAAGUUCUUAUGGAGAGCACACCUAGAGAGAUAGAUGCAGCCAAGCUUGAAAGGGGGCUGCUAGACAUGGAAGAAGUUGUGGCUGUUCAUGAGUUGCAUAUAUGGGCCAUUACAGUUGGGAAGGUUUUACUGGCUUGUCAUGUUAAAAUCAGACCCGAAGUGGAUCCAGAGAUAGUGCUGGAAAAGGUUGUAGAUUAUAUCAGAAGGGUUUAUAACAUAAGCCAUGUGACUAUACAGAUAGAGCGCAACUAGUACAUUGUUUAGGUGAGUGAUGAAUUUGAAGGGAAUGAUUUAGAUAGACUUGGGGCAUUGUGCUUAUUGAACUCCAAUUUCUCUAUGAUAAUAACUUUUUUAGGUUAAAAUAUAUUCUCAGGGCUUUAUGCUUCACUUAAUAUGUUUUUGUUA